Messenger RNA from Equus caballus (horse), 5157 nucleotides. RefSeq names its product kelch like family member 21 (gene KLHL21). Lineage: Eukaryota; Metazoa; Chordata; Mammalia; Perissodactyla; Equidae. The record is from RefSeq and is a predicted model, not a curated record. Gene Ontology annotation, biological process: protein ubiquitination. Gene Ontology annotation, molecular function: protein binding.
GUCUCUCCCGCUGGCCCCGGCCGCGGCGUUCCCAGGCAGCGCGCGCAGCGGCCCCGCGCCCCGCAGCGAGAGCGCCAUGGAGCGGCCGGCGCCCCUGGCCGUGCUGCCCUUCUCGGACCCCGCGCACGCGCUGAGCCUGCUGCGCGGGCUGAGCCAGCUCCGCGCGGAGCGCAAGUUCCUGGACGUGACCCUGGAGGCGGCGGGCGGGCGCGACUUCCCGGCGCACCGCGCCGUGCUGGCGGCCGCCAGCCCCUACUUCCGCGCCAUGUUCGCCGGGCAGCUGCGUGAGAGCCGCGCGGAGCGGGUGCGCCUGCACGGCGUGCCGCCCGACAUGCUGCAGCUGCUCCUCGACUUCAGCUACACGGGCCGCGUGGCGGUGAGCGGCGACAACGCCGAGCCGCUGCUGCGCGCCGCCGACCUGCUGCAGUUCCCGGCCGUGAAGGAGGCGUGCGGCGCCUUUCUGCAGCAGCAGCUCGACCUGGCUAACUGCCUGGACAUGCAGGACUUCGCCGAGGCCUUUAGCUGCGCGGGGUUGGCGAGCGCGGCUCAGCGCUUCAUCCUGCGCCACGUGGGCGAGCUGGGCGCCGAGCAGCUGGAGCGGCUGCCGCUGGCGCGCCUGCUGCGCUACCUGCGCGACGACGGGCUGUGUGUGCCCAAGGAGGAGGCCGCCUACCAGCUGGCGCUGCGCUGGGUGCGCGCCGACCCGCCGCGCCGCGCCGCGCACUGGCCGCAGCUGCUCGAGGCCGUGCGCCUGCCCUUCGUGCGUCGCUUCUACCUGCUGGCGCACGUCGAGGCCGAGCCACUCGUGGCGCGCUGCCCGCCCUGCCUGCGCCUCCUGCGCGAGGCGCGCGACUUCCAGGCGGCGCGCUAUGACCGCCACGACCGCGGGCCCUGCCCCCGCAUGCGCCCGCGCCCCUCCACCGGCCUCGCCGAGAUCCUCGUGCUUGUGGGGGGCUGCGACCAGGACUGCGACGAGCUGGUCACCGUUGACUGCUACAACCCGCAGACGGGCCAGUGGCGCUACCUGGCUGAGUUCCCCGACCACCUGGGCGGCGGCUACAGCAUCGUGGCGCUGGGCAAUGACAUCUACGUGACGGGCGGGUCUGAUGGCUCCCGGCUCUACGACUGCGUGUGGAGGUACAACUCGAGUGUGAACGAGUGGACGGAGGUGGCGCCCAUGCUGAAGGCCCGCGAGUACCACAGCUCCUCUGUACUGGACGGGCUGCUGUACGUGGUGGCCGCGGACAGCACGGAGCGCUACGACCACACCACUGACUCCUGGGAGGCCCUGCAGCCUAUGACCUACCCCAUGGACAAUUGCUCCACCACUGCCUGCCGCGGCCGGCUCUACGCCAUUGGCUCCCUGGCUGGCAAGGAGACCAUGGUGAUGCAGUGCUACCAUCCGGACACGGACCUGUGGUCGCUGGUGGACUGUGGCCAGCUCCCACCCUGGUCCUUCGCCCCCAAGACGGUGACCCUGAAUGGACUCAUGUACUUCAUCAGGGAUGACUCUGCCGAGGUGGACGUAUAUAACCCGACAAAGAACGAAUGGGACAAGAUCCCCUCUAUGAAUCAGGUGCACGUUGGGGGCAGCCUGGCCGUCCUCGGAGGGAAGCUGUACGUCUCGGGGGGAUACGACAAUACGUUUGAGCUCUCUGACGUGGUGGAGGCCUAUGAUCCGGAGACUCGGGCAUGGAGCGUGGUGGGGCGGCUCCCAGAGCCCACCUUCUGGCACGGGAGUGUCAGCAUAUUUCGCCAGUUCAUGCCCCAGACACCCUCUGGCGGGCGUGGCUUUGAGCUGGACAGUGGCAGUAGUGACAUGGAUGUGGGGCGGGGGCACCGGCCGCCACAGAACCCUGGUGAGCUGCACUAGCCCCGGCCUGGCCCAGGGAGGGCCUCGGUGCAGGUAACCCAGCACCUCUGGGGGCAGCGACCCCCUCCUUCGCACACGAGGACAGGUUGGCCUCACCAGGUGGAGCAUUGGCUCUUGGGCUGCUGACUGAGCCUCAGGAUCUGACGCCUGGAGAGUUUCUGUGCAUUUAGAGCCUGAGUCAUGGCUGCUGGGGCCAAAGCUGGUUGCGAAUGCCUCUCCCUUGGCCUGGAAGAGAUGCCUCCUUGCUGGACGUCUCUGGCUCCAGCAGGUCACCCCCAGCCUCAGACCCAUCCCUCACCAAUGCAGCUCACACGCCUCCUGCUGCCACUACCUGCGCCUGCUUGCUCCCACCUCGGGAGAGGAGGGCCGCUUCUGAGGUACGAGUGGAGGGGGUGGGGUCCUCCCGUGAGGGUCUGAGAAUGGCCUGGGCCUCCUGCUUUCCUGCGGACCUCGCUGUCCUGGAGCAUCAGGAAUCAGGCAGACGAUAGCUGCAGCGGGAUCUCAAACUCCAUGUCCAGCGCUGGACGUCCCAGUGGGCCAGCUCCCCAGAUGGAGGGCAUCUGCCUGCCUAGCUCCUCGCCCCAGCUGGGGUCUCACAGCAACAUACUCCUCACAGGGGUGGGCCUCCCGGGGGUGAGCUCCGACCCAGGGGCACAGGGUGGUGCGACUGGACAGGAUUGUGGCCUUGAAGGGGGCCCUGAGGGGCCUGCUGCGUGUUUUCUGUCUCCAGUAGACCUGGGCUGAGGCAGGUGUUGGGUGUCCCCUUCCACCCACCCUACCAACUGGUGUGUCCCCACCUGGCCUGGAGACCUCUCUGGGACCUUCGUCCCAUGCCAAUGCAGGAGAGGUCAAAAGCCUGCAAGUACAAGGUCAUAGCUCCUUAUUGGGAGGCCCUGGGAGCCUUGUUGAAACCCAGCCAGGCAGACGGCUGCAGGCGCCCCCACCGGCCUGUGAGCAGAGUCCCACUGCUUCUAAAGGAAGCCCUGGGCUGGGCGGCCUCCAUGGUUGUUUGCGAGAUUUGAAGUGCAGUUCAGCCCUUCCUUAAAAGAAGGGGGGCAGCUAGAAACAGGGUCCGGUUUGUUUGGUUUUUAAUCUAUCACCAUGCCAUUGUUGAAGCUUUCUGUGGGGUGGGGGGUGGCUUAAGCUCCUCAGAAAGCCCAGGGCCAGCUCCAGGGCGCAGCAGGAAGAGCUCCCAGGAGACCUUGCGGCUCAGGGUCCCUGGUUUUCUCUGGGGAGCGUGAACAUUUCUGGAUUGGGAGGUCUUGUCCCUUCCGGUUUCCCAAAGUAGCCUUUGUUUGAAUCUGUCUUCCUUCCCUUCCAGAGAGGAGGCUGUUGGCAUUUUCCUCGUUAGAUAAAUUGAAAGCACACGUUCAUUGAGUUGCCUCCCCAGUGAACUAACCUGGGAGAUGUGUUCUCACCAGGACAAAAAGAAUUUCAGCACUGUCAUGUCACAAAUGGCACUUAGGACCCUUUUAUCGGUCAGAUGGCGCAAGUUCUUCUGGGGAGGAAGCCUUCUGGCCUGCACGCUGUUAGGUAGAGCCCCAUCGUGCCUAUGAAGAGCUCUGGCACCCUGGCACCACAGCGAGCCCUUCCCGUCCCCUUGGGGUUGUCGCUGACCCAAGCACCCACUGUGUGCUGGGCGCUGCUGGAGGUGGGCUGGUGGGGCUCCCUGGAUCAGGCCUGGCUGUGGGUUCCUGUGGGCCUCAGGGAGACAUGUGCCUGGGCUUCUUGGGGUCGGCCAGCCCCGUGCUGUUGCUUUGUGCCCCAGGCCUUGGCCCAGGUGGGUGCUCAGCCCUCUGUUCCCUUGGGGACCCUCCACUUGGUCUCCACCUUCACUCUUCCUGAUCUGGGUGUUCUCCCCUGGUGAGUCAGGGCUCCCCUGCCCCUCUCCCCCUCAGCCUUAGAUGCUCCUCUCCACAGCCCUCACUUCCCUCCCCAGGGGGUCCUGGGGCCUUUUUCUGGCCCAAGUGCCUGCCUGGCAGUCUGAGCCCACCCAGAGAUUGACCGUGCUUGGUGGGGUGGCCGUCUUGGGUUCCUUUGCAGGCAGAGGCUGCACAGGCACAGUGGUUUGUCUCCUGUCAGUGGCAGGGGGAUGGAGAGCAGGGUUGCGCUGCACAGCAUUGAUGGAUUCCUGAUUAUAUACCAGACAUGGAGCUCAGUGCCAGAGAGACUAUGUCCUGCCCAGUUGGUGUUGGGACACGGCACACAGGUAGAUGCUAUGCUGACUGCUGUGACAGGUCACCCUGGUGCCCUUCCUCGGGGCUGUCUCCCUAGAGGACCCCCUCGGCAGUCCAAGAAGGCAGGAUGGGGAGCAGAGAGUGACUGUCCUGCGGUCACUGGAGCUCACCCCACAGCCCUCCAGAUAGGUGGGGCUGGGUCUUUGUCAAGGUCAAGGAUUUCCCACGGGUGGUGACUUAAGGGUAGAGGUAUCAUAUAAAGCUUUUUUGUUGGGCCAGGGGAGCUGCAAACGCUUUCUUGUUUUUCUUACAGAACCGGCCUUUGGAGCCCGCCGCAGUGGUUAUGGUCAGCACUGAGGGCCAGGGCCUGGCCUUUGUCUGACCUUCCCGGUAGAAGCUCCCCCCUUGUGGCAGGGGCCCAGUGUCCUGGGUUCCUGCUCUUUCUCCUCCUUUGGUACUUCACCAUGACUGGCCGCCAUGUGACUGACCAUCCCGCUGUCUGGUGGCUGCUUAGAUAAUGGUUUGCUGUGAGCCAGUGAAGGAGAGAGAAGGUCGGGUGUCGUCCUCUGUGUUCACUCUCUAGAACUACCUGGGUCCCCACCACCUGGACACCCCAUCUUCGGUUUAAAAGACCAAGGAUGGGAAGUGGAGGCAGUAGCCUCGGCCGUAGCAGGUCCCUCCAGAAAUGUCUGCUCCCCUCCCCACUUCCCCUGGGCAGGGUUCUAGGCUGUGAAGCCCCUGCCACUUAAGAAUGUCUGUACACUGACUUGGGGACAGAGGCUGGGCCAACUGGGGGUGGGACUGUCUCUACAUGUUGGAUGUACACAGCUUUAUCAGUCUCAAGACAAAUUAAGUUAUAAAAAUUCAGUGACUAGUAUUUAAUACUGAUCUACUCCUAUAAAGGAUCUAUAUUUAUGACUUCAGAACUCUCACAUACUAAAGGAUACCACCUCCCUCCAGUGUCUGACAUCCAGUUCCAACCCCAGAGGAUGGGGCAGAUUUGCAUAUUUAUUUGUCUGUUCUGUAGGCUUACAUGUCCAAAAUCCUGUUUCAGGUUUUAGGAUGCCUUCAAUACAUAUUUCUUGAAAUAAAAAGAUUUCCUAUAUA